Molecule: messenger RNA, 1692 nt
Organism: Gryllus bimaculatus (two-spotted cricket)
Lineage: Eukaryota; Metazoa; Arthropoda; Insecta; Orthoptera; Gryllidae
Source: the annotation of a GenBank genome assembly
AUGCUGCCAGCAGGUGGGUGGGGCAGAGCACAGCCUCCUCUCGCCGGAGAGCCUUACCUGGGGCAAGGAGGGUCGCGCAGUCGGUGUGGGCGACUGCAAGGCGGAGAAGCGUCGGCGGCCGACACGGAGGAGGCGCUGCGCUGGCGACGGUCGCUGGCCCAGGACAAGGCGCCGCUCGCCGUCCUCCUGCUGCUGUUCUCGGUGGCCACCGUCUUCGGCAACAUGCUGGUCAUCCUGGCGGUGGCGCGCGAGCGCUACCUGCACACCGCCACCAACUACUUCGUCACGUCCCUCGCCGUCGCCGACUGCCUGGUGGGGUUGGUGGUGAUGCCGUUCAGCGCCGUCUACGAGGUCAUGGAGCACACGUGGUUCUUCGGCGCGGACUGGUGCGACGUGUGGCGCUCGCUCGACGUGCUUUUCAGCACGGCGUCCAUCCUCAACCUGUGCGUCAUCUCGCUGGACCGCUACUGGGCCAUCACGGACCCGUUCACCUACCCCAUGCGCAUGUCGGGGCGGCGGUCGGCCGCGCUCAUCGCCGCCGUGUGGGUGUGCUCGGGCGCCAUCUCGUUCCCAGCCAUCGCGUGGUGGCGCGCCGUGCGCGAUCAGGCCGUGCCCGCGUACAAGUGCCCGUUCACGGAGAACCUCGGCUACCUCAUCUUCUCCUCCACCAUCUCUUUCUACCUCCCUCUGUUCGUGAUGGUGUUCACGUACUACCGCAUCUACCGCGCCGCCGUCAUCCAGACGCGCUCCCUCAAGCUGGGCUCGAAGCAGGUGAUGGUGGCGUCGGGGGAGCUUGGGCUGACGCUGCGCAUCCACCGCGGCGGCGGCUCCCACGAGCUGCCCGAGCCCGCCGACCUGGACGAGUUGACGGGCGCGGCCGACAACGGGCUCGGCAGGCACCCUUCGCAGCGCAUGGGCAAGGGGCUCAACAGCAAGAACUUCUCCCUCAGCCGCAAACUGGCCAAGUUCGCCAAGGAGAAGAAGGCGGCUAAGACCUUGGGCAUAGUGAUGGGGGUGUUCAUCGUGUGCUGGUUGCCGUUCUUCGUGGUCAACCUGCUGUCCGGAUUCUGCUUGCAGUGUAUUUGGAGAGAAGAAUUGGUGUCGGCUGUCGUCACGUGGCUGGGGUGGAUCAACUCCAGCAUGAAUCCUGUCAUUUACGCCUGCUGGAGUCGCGAUUUCAGGAGCAUCUCGUGUAACGUGGAGGAAAAAGUGACCCUCCGUGAAAGGACCCUGCGGUUGAAUCUCGCGUGGGGGAUAUCCUCUGCCAAAGUUGUGAAGUGGAGCGGCGUGGCGGCGCUCUGCUCCGGAGCGGCGCGUCCAGCGAGCUCAGCUCAGAUGCGAGAGCAGCGGCUCGAGCGGCGGCGACAAAGCCACUCUCGGAGACGCGGAACUUGGCGGCGCGGCGCGGCGCAGCUCGAUACUCGGAAGUUUCCCGCGUCUUCGCGAAUCUCAGCCCCUUGCACUCGCUCGCAUUCUCUACCUGCGGGUGCGUCGGCCAAGGACACUGGACAGCAAGAACUUGAACGUACACGCAGGGCUUACUGCCAGGCAUUCGUAUUUACUGUAAUAAUACACCAGCAGGUAGUCUAUAAUCGAAAACGUCUCGAGUUAAAUUUUGGAGAGCUUUUGGCAAUUAGAGAAAAGAUUAAUGAGAAACAAUAUGAAUUGUCAAAAAUCUCCGUCGGUCGUUAG